GCCGCGGACUCCGGCAGCUUUAUCGCCAGAGUCCUCGAACUCCCGCUUUCUUUUUAUUUCGCUGCAUCGGAUCACCGGCGUGCCCAUCAUGUCAGACACGGCCGUGGACACCAGCUCCGAGAUCACCACCAAGGACUUAAAAGAGAAGAAGGAAGUUGUGGAGGAGGCGGAGAAUGGGAGAGAGGCACCUGCUAAUGGAAAUGCUGAGAAUGAGGAAAAUGGGGAGCAGGAGGCCGACAAUGAGGUAGAUGAAGAAGAAGAAGAAGGUGGGGAGGAAGAGGAGGAGGAGGAGGAAGGUGAUGGUGAGGAAGAGGACGGAGAUGAAGAUGAGGAGGCUGAGGCAGCUACGGGCAAACGGGCAGCUGAAGAUGAUGAGGAUGAUGAUGUUGACACCAAGAAGCAGAAGACCGAUGAGGAUGACUAGACAGCAAAAAAGGAAAAGUUAAACUUAAAAAAAAAAAAAGGCCACCGUGACCUAUUCACCCUCCACUUCCCGUCUCAGAAUCUAAACGUGGUCACCUUCGAGUAGAGAGUCCCCGCCUGCCCGCCCGCCCACUGGUGGGCAGCGCCACCCGCAGAUGACACCGCUCUCCACUACCCAACCAAAACCACAACGUGAAUUUGCAACAGGGGAGGAAAAAAGAACCAAAACUUCCAAGGCCCUGCUUUUUUUCUUAAAGUACUUUAAAAAGGAAAAUUUGUUUGUAUUUUUUAUUUACAUUUUAUAUUUUUGUACAUAUUGUUAGGGGUCAGCCAUUUUUAAUGAUCUCGGAUGACCAAACCAGCCUUCGGAGCGUUCUCUGUCCUACUUCUGACUUUACUUGUGGUGUGACCAUGUUCAUUAUAAUCUCAAAGGAGAAAAAAAACCUUGUAAAAAAAAUGAAAACAACAACAAAAAAAACAAUCUUAUUCCGAGCAUUCCAGUAACUUUUUUUGUGUAUGUACUUAGCUGUACUAUAAGUAGUUGGUUUGUAUGAGAUGGUUAAAAAGGCCAAAGAUAAAAGGUUUCUUUUUUUUCCUUUUUUUGUCUAUGAAGUUGCUGUUUAUUUUUUUUGGCCUGUUUGAUGUAUGUGUGAAACAAUGUUGUCCAACAAUAAACCGGAAUUUUAUUUUGCUGAGUUGUUCUAACAAA
Messenger RNA from Hippopotamus amphibius kiboko, 1132 nucleotides. RefSeq names its product prothymosin alpha (gene PTMA). The record is from RefSeq and is a predicted model, not a curated record. Gene Ontology annotation, cellular component: nucleus. The transcript has 5 exons. Gene Ontology annotation, molecular function: histone binding. Bases 89 to 424 code for a protein of 111 amino acids. Gene Ontology annotation, biological process: negative regulation of apoptotic process; positive regulation of transcription by RNA polymerase II. Lineage: Eukaryota; Metazoa; Chordata; Mammalia; Artiodactyla; Hippopotamidae.